AUGCCGCGAUUUUCUGGAAAGGUUGCACUUGUUACAGGCUCCUCAAAUGGAAUUGGCCGCGCUACAGCUAUACUUCUCGCCCGAGAGGGAGCUAAAGUAACUAUCACGGGAAGAAAUGCUCAGAGACUUGAAGAAACUAAACAGGAAAUUCUACGCUCCGGAGUUCCAGAAGAUCACGUGCUUUCUAUUAUUGCCGAUUUGGCUACUGAAUCUGGACAAAUUGAGCUGAUGAAUUCGACUGUUGACAUUUUUGGACGUCUUGAUAUUCUGGUGAACAAUGCUGGCGCAGCAAUAACUGAUUUGGAAGGUCAUAUCGGCGUGGGUACAAACGUUUCCGUUUUUGACAAAACAAUGAGAAUAAAUUUGAGAAGUGUGGUGACUUUAACUCAAAAAGCAAAGGAGCAUUUGAUAAAAACUAAAGGAGAAAUUGUGAAUGUAUCCAGUAUUGCCGGUGGGCAACAUGCGCAACCCGAGCUCAUCUAUUAUGCUAUGUCAAAAUCGGCUCUGGAUCAAUAUACCAGAAGUGCUGCAAUUGACCUUAUUCAACACGGAGUGCGCGUCAACUCGGUGAGCCCUGGUGAUAUUCGUACUGGAAUCUACGAAACUAUGGGAAUGAAUAAGGAGUCGGUGGAAAACAUCUACAAAUUUAUGGAGUCCCGAAAAGAAUGUUGUCCAAUUGGAACUAUUGCUCAACCUGUAGAUGUUGCUAAUAUUAUUGUAUUUUUGGCGGAUCGAAAGCUUUCUUCUUACAUCAUUGGGCAAUCUAUUGUAGCUGAUGGGGGCUCAUCUUUGGUGAUGGAAGUGCAAGCUCAUGAUUGGAUGGAGCUGUUGAAGCAUUGA
Messenger RNA from Caenorhabditis elegans, 840 nucleotides. RefSeq names its product DeHydrogenases, Short chain (gene cror-1). The record is from RefSeq and is marked reviewed. Bases 1 to 840 code for a protein of 279 amino acids. NCBI's taxonomy places the organism in Eukaryota, Metazoa, Nematoda, Chromadorea, Rhabditida, Rhabditidae. The transcript is spliced from 4 exons.